Molecule: messenger RNA, 987 nt
Organism: Funneliformis geosporum
Lineage: Eukaryota; Fungi; Glomeromycota; Glomeromycetes; Glomerales; Glomeraceae
Source: the annotation of a GenBank genome assembly
AUGCCAAAAAGCAGAAUCAAAUUAAGGUCAAGCGUCUUUGCAACAGAUAAUAAAGCUUCGCCCCUAAGUCCAACAGAAUCAACUUCAAAAUACUUCAGUUCGAAAACAAGUGAUACCGAGUUUAACGUACCCAGCAAUUCACCACCUAAACCAGCGAAGCGUCAAAUAGCGCGUAAACAUAUCAAACAUGUAAUCAUUCAAACGGAAGAGUCUUCUACUGAUACAGCAAAUCUAUCCAAUGCUUUACCAUCGAAAAAAUUGAUAGAUAAAUUAGAAAAAAGUUUGGACAAGGAACCACCUGUCAAUUGGGAUAUUGUAUACGCGGCAAUUAAAGAAUUUCGCCAAAGCAUCGUAGCUCCCGUAGAUACAAUGGGUUGUGAGAGGUUGGCUGACGAACCAUCUGAUAUUAUCACACCACAGACAUCAAGAUUUCAGUCUCUUGUAGCUUUGAUGCUUUCUUCGCAAACGAAAGAUCAGGUUACUGCCGCAGCAAUUCAAAAUCUUCGUCAAAAACUUCCGGGAGGGUUAAACUUGGAUAGCAUAUUACAAGCCGAAGAGGAAUUCUUAGACGAAUGUAUUUCUAAGGUAGGUUUUCACCGUAAGAAAGCCAAAUAUUUGAAACAAUCAGCUAAAGUAUGUAAAGAAGAAUAUGACAAUGAUAUACCCGAUACUGUUGAAGGUUUAAUGAAAUUACCCGGAGUUGGACCAAAGAUGGCAUAUCUUUGUAUGCAAGUUGCUUGGAAACAAAAUCAAGGCAUAGGCGUUGACGUUCAUGUCCACCGAAUAUCAAAUCGGCUUGGCUGGUGUAAAACAGAAAAAGUUGGUCCAGAAAACACUCGACAGUCAUUGGAAUCAUGGCUUCCAAGGUCAUUAUGGCGAGAAAUAAACCCAAUACUUGUUGGAUUUGGGCAAACUACAUGUUUGCCAAGAUAUCCAAAAUGUUCUAGCUGUCCUGUUAGCAAUAUGUGCCCUUCUGCAAAUUUUUAA